This is a messenger RNA of Trichoderma gamsii, 1188 nucleotides long. RefSeq lists its product as hypothetical. The coding region runs from base 1 to 1188 and encodes 395 amino acids. NCBI's taxonomy places the organism in Eukaryota, Fungi, Ascomycota, Sordariomycetes, Hypocreales, Hypocreaceae. The transcript has a single exon. The record is from RefSeq and is a predicted model, not a curated record.
AUGAGCACCCCAAAAGCGCACCUCCCAGUCUCCAUUUCAGAGGAUGACAUUAAAGCUCUUCUUGUGUCCCUGGACCUACCACCGCCACAACUCGUAUCUCCUUUACCUACCACAGCAGAAUAUCAUUCAAUUUACGUCCUUUCCUUUCCUUCAGCAGUAGCGGCUUCGCUCUCCCCAACUUUGGCACCUUUGCGCGAAGAUGGCCACGUCCAGCUCAUCUUGCGUAUUUCUGGCAACCAUCUACCCCGCAUCAAAACCAUCAACGAAGUUGCGGUGAUGACUUGGGUGCGGCAGAAUACUCGCUUCCCUGUAGCGGAAGUUGUGCGCUUUGACGCUACCACCGACAAUCCACUGGGUCAUGAAUAUACCCUCUUGCAAAGUCUUCCUGGAGUUGCAGUUAGUGACGUUUAUGAUCGCCUUUCGCCAGAGGUUUUAGAUCGUCUCAUCGACCAGAUGGUCGACAUUGUACACCAAACGCACGCUAUGUCUUGGCAUGGGGUAUUUGGUCUCCAGUUUGACAGUAAUGGAGAUGUCGUCCCAGGUCCCGUGAUUGAAGAAACAUUUUGGCACUCACCUGAUGUGGCCAAAUACUGGCCUGCUUCAGAGUCGGUGGAAUCUCUCAAUAUUAGCGGACCAUACGAAUCCUACACCGAUUACAUAGCCGCAAUGGUCCGCGUAUACCAACAUGCAAUUCGUGUCCAUCCGACCUUAGAAAACAUGCGAGACCUUCUACCACGCCUCGACGCUUUUGUGGAAGCCCUAUCAAAACAUCCCGAGCUCAACAAUACUAGGUAUAUUCUGGCACAUAAAGAUUUGCACUUUGGAAACGUCAUGUUUGAUGAGUUGAGCGGCUGCAUCACAGGCAUACUGGAUUGGGAAUUCUCUAGCAUCGUGCCAGCGCCUCGCUGGAAUCCCGUUAGGGCUUUUCUAUGGAAUGGCCAAUACUCUCAAGACGCCACUGAAGAAAAGAAUCGUGUAAAUAAGCUGUUUAGAGAACGUUGCGUGGCGCGAGGAUUGGUCUCUCUUUUAGAAGAGACAAAUUUCAGUUCGGCUAUACAGCAAGCGAUGCAAGAUACAGUCAAUUACUUGCGUGCAAUUGUGGAGGUCAGCCCACGCCAUCAAAAGGCAGAAGUGGUACCUAACUGGCGGGCUUCCGUUGAGGAAGGGCUGACUACAUUCCAGGUUUGA